AUGUCCAUGCCACCUUCCAUCACUCGUUUCGACGCCAACAAUCCCUCCACCACUCCGCAAGCCCUUAUUGAGAUCAUCAACCGCGAUGGCAGCGUCAUCGUUGAGAAUCUCAUCUCCAAGGAUCUAGCCGCGCAGAUAAAAGCCGAUCUGAAACCGCACUUCGACGCCGACAUCCCCGACAAAUACGGGUUCUUUCCUGCCACCACGCAGCGCGCCACAGGGCUGCUGGGGAUCUCAGAUGCCUGCGUCGAACUGGCCUGUAACCCGCUGUACAUCGCCGUUGCGAACGCCCUAGUCUCGUCCCGGUAUACCAUGUGGAGAGGCGAUCGGCAAGAGACGGUCAGUGGGAAGCCGAUCCUGACGUCGACGGUCGGGUUUCGGGUGAAUCCUAGAGGAAAGCAGCAGGUCUUACAUAGGGACGAUAAUGACUACCACCCGCAUGAUAAAAAGUUGCCGGUGAUGAUUGGAUGCGUCACGGCGUUGACCAAAACGGUCAAGGAGAAUGGUGCCACGAUUGCUAUCCCGGGAUCGCAUCUAUGGGGUCCGGAGAGACGUCCGCUUGAUGAAGAAGCGGUUCCCGCGGAGCUUGAACCCGGAGAUGCCCUUAUCUUCCUAGGGAAUUUGUAUCAUGCUGGCGGGGCGAAUACUACUCAGAACGAGCGCCGUGAAACCGUAGGUAUAUUCCUCUGCCAGCCGACUUUACGUCCCGCUGAGAACUAUUUCCUGGAAAUCCCGCUGGAGAGGGUGAGGAAGCUGAAACCGCAGGCGCAGCGACUGCUAGGAUACGGGGUCAUGAAACCCGGAGUAGGCUUCAUGCACUACCAGGACCCCAUGAGGGUGUUAUUCGGGGUGGAGGACGAGGAAACGAUCAACAUGUGA
Messenger RNA from Aspergillus affinis, 879 nucleotides. RefSeq names its product phytanoyl-CoA dioxygenase family protein. The coding region runs from base 1 to 879 and encodes 292 amino acids. The record is from RefSeq and is a predicted model, not a curated record. The transcript is spliced from 3 exons. NCBI's taxonomy places the organism in Eukaryota, Fungi, Ascomycota, Eurotiomycetes, Eurotiales, Aspergillaceae.